CAUGUGAUCAGCUGUGAUUGGACACAGCUGAGCACAUGAUCGAGCCGACAUCUUCGGCUCUUUUCGUAGAUCGGUGAUCCGCUAGGGGACAUGUACACUGCUCAUCUGGGCACUGAUGAUCAGUGUGCCCUAAUGAUCAGUGUAGCCCCAUUAGUGCCACCUGUCAGUGUCCAUCAAUGCUACGUGCCAGUGCCCAUCAAAGCCACAUAUCAGUGCCUACCAGUGCACAUCAAUGCCACAUAUCAGUGCCCAUCUGAGCUGACUUUCAGUGCAACCUAUCAG
Messenger RNA from Staurois parvus, 282 nucleotides. NCBI's taxonomy places the organism in Eukaryota, Metazoa, Chordata, Amphibia, Anura, Ranidae. The record is from the annotation of a GenBank genome assembly.